Messenger RNA from Solea solea (common sole), 1855 nucleotides. It is a transcript of the gene fam110a, whose product is annotated as family with sequence similarity 110 member A. The record is from RefSeq and is a predicted model, not a curated record. The transcript is spliced from 2 exons. NCBI's taxonomy places the organism in Eukaryota, Metazoa, Chordata, Actinopteri, Pleuronectiformes, Soleidae. The coding region runs from base 325 to 1614 and encodes 429 amino acids.
CGGCACACAUGAGUUGUCAAACAGGUUAGUCUUGUGCUGCUCGGUGGUUUCAAACAUAUUCACACUCACACUUUUGUUUCAGUGCAGAAACAGAGUGGAGUGUCGCCUGGUCUGACGUGAGGACUUCACAGGUGUCUGAGGACGGGAGCUCAGCAGUAGGAAGUCCUGAAAUUCAGCUGAAAUGCUGCAGCCACAUCUUCAGAAAUGAAGGUGACCGUGCGGCGGCUGUGCAGACAUACAAAGAAAGGAUAAAGUCGUGAUUCCUGCAUUUGGCUGUAAAAGAGAAAGAGUCAAGGAGGCGGUAAGAUUGCAAGUUUUCACAAAAUGCCUUUGGAGACUCUCCAGCGCCCAGUCAGGCAGACGGCGAGGACCCCUGCGGCUGCUACACCCCCACGCUUGCGGCCCAAAGGGCCAGUGGGGCCAGACUUCUAUCGGCAGUGCCCAGCAGCUGUAGGCAGGCCAAAGCAGAGUGCAGUGGAGAGGCUGGAGGCAGACAAGCCUAAAUACGUCAAGAGUCAGGUGGCUCUUACCAAGCAGCAGCCGGUGAGGCCUUCUGAAGUGACGAAGCCUCUGCUGAGCCCCGGUACUGCACUGCGGCCCACCAGGAAGACCCCCACCAAGACAAAAACACGGCCGGAGGGUGUCCAACUGGACUUGGAGCACCUGACUAACCUCAUCAGCAAUGUGAAUGAUGUACCCCCGAUGGCCACCAUAAGCCCAGAGGACCAUAAAGUCCAUGACUGUGUCACCACUUCACACAGCUCCCCUCGUCCUGCACCUCUAGCGGCACCACAGAAAAAGGAGCGACCGCGUCCACCUCCUCGUCCUGACUGGUCCACUCCAGCAAAGGUGCGAUUAAAGGCUUCUGGGUCUGACAAGGUGGAAAGUCUAGGCUCUCCAGGAUCAACGGCUGCAGGGACAGUGCGUAGAGUGGACGUCAUGCCUCAGGCCAGACCCGUGAGGACACGCUGCGGACCAGCUCAGUUCAUGCGGCAGCCACUACACCCCAUACCUUUACAUCCCCAGUUUCCACUCCGCCCGGCUGUUUCUCACCUGCGUCUCUUCCAUCCACGAACAACACCAGGCUCUUCGCCUCUAAAGCCUGUUGUUGUUGUUGUUGUUCCAUCUAAGCCUGAAAACCCUCCCUCCUCUCCAGCUGUAACCCCUGCAGCUGCUCCUCCCAACCUCAGCAUCCCUGUAUUCCCUCCUCCCUCCCCGGCAGUCACCCGUUUGUCCUCCUCCAGCUCCAGGAAGCGCCCGUCUCUGACCCGCUCCAAAUCAGACAUGAGCGAUCGAUACUCCAGACCCGGGAUGGAGCAGGAGCGCUUCUUCAAUCUGUGCGGUUUGGACCCUGCGGACCUGCAGGAGUGGGUUGGAUCUAGUUCUGACAUUGUUUCCCUCGCACGUUUUCGCAGUGUGAGUGCUCCGGGGUCUGAGUGUGCAGGCUCCGGCAGAGAGGUUGAGGAUGCGGAGGAGGAGGAGGCUGCUGCUGGUAACACUGCAGAACGUGUUCCCUAUGGUGUUUCUGUCAUUGAGAGAAAUGCAAGAGUGAUCAAAUGGCUGUUUGGACUCCGCCAGAGCAAGGACACGGCAAAUAAAAGCACCAACUUAUAGGAUGAUGUCCAAAAGAAAUUCAAAAUCUCAUGCUUGAACUAGUGGUACGCUUAUGAGGUGACAUAAUGGUGGCCAAGAAAGUCCUUUUUUUUUUUUUUUAUUAUUAAUAUUUUAAAUUUUCUGUUGCUUUUGUGUCGAGUCUCUCAAAGAGGCCGUUACCAUUGUUAUUAUUACAGUUGCUGUUGAAAUGACAGAUGACAUUCUGCUGUAAAUGGACCUCAUUAAAGAGAAUGUGAGAGCA